Molecule: messenger RNA, 865 nt
Organism: Colias croceus (clouded yellow)
Lineage: Eukaryota; Metazoa; Arthropoda; Insecta; Lepidoptera; Pieridae
Product: collagenase-like
Exons: 5
Coding region: 1-849 (282 amino acids)
Biological process (GO): proteolysis
Molecular function (GO): serine-type endopeptidase activity
Source: RefSeq, a predicted model, not a curated record
AUGAAGUUGUUAGUAGUGUUUGCAGGACUUCUAGCUGUUGCUUUGGCCAAAGUGCCAAUUACCGUGGAUUACCAUCACCAAAUUGGUAUUCCUGAGGCACAAAGAAUCAAACAGGCCGAACAAGCGCUUGACUUCGAUGGAUCCAGAAUCGUUGGAGGCUCUGCUGCAGCUCUCGGCGCUUACCCUUAUAUUGGAGGUCUCGUAAUCACACUAACAACCGGAUCAACCUCAGUAUGCGGUUCCUCUCUGUUGAACAACCAGAGACUUGUUACAGCUGCUCACUGCUGGAGAACUUUCUCUGCCCAGGCCAGACAAUUCACAGUUGUUCUUGGCUCUACCCUUCUUUUCUCCGGUGGUACCCGCAUCGCAACCUCAGAUGUUGAAAUGCACGCAAGCUACAAUAUGAUCACCCUCGCUAACGAUAUUGCUAUUAUCAGAAUCAACGCUGUCACCUUCUCGAACAGCAUCCAACCAAUCAGCCUGGCUUCAGGAAGCAACGACUACGCCGGCACAUGGGCCAACGCCGCAGGUUUUGGCAGAACUAGUGACAGUGCUGGUAUUUCAAGCGGCGCUUUCUUGAGCCACGUCUCCCUCCGUAUCAUCACGAACGCUGAGUGCAGGAACACCUUCGGUUCCACCAUCAUUGACUCAACCCUUUGUACUAGUGGUGAAAACGGUCGCAGCACUUGCGGUGGUGACUCUGGCGGUCCUCUUGCUAUUGGAUCUGCUACCUCUGCUACCUUGGUUGGUAUCACAUCAUUCGGUGCUGCUGCUGGUUGCCAACGUGGCUUCCCGGCUGGGUUCGCCAGAGUUACAUCCUUCAACUCCUGGUUGAGCGCUCGCCUGUAAACUACUCCAAUAUUGA